AACCCUCCUCCUAUAUAAAUCAUUCUCUUCUCCUUACUCCCUCACAACCUCACCCACUCCGCUAUCUCAUCACAAUGGCCUCGUCUCUUGUUCUCCAACUAUUCCUCUUUGCUUCUCUCCUCCAUUCCAGUUCUGCCUCCAGAACUCUCUCCCACUCAUCAUCCCAGAACUUCAAGUUCCAGUACCACAAAGGGCCGCUCCUUUCUGGCCCCAUCUCUGUCCACCUCAUCUGGUACGGUAAGUUCUCUCCUUCCCAGAGAGCCAUCGUCUCCGAUUUCAUCACUUCCCUCUCCUCCUCCAAUCCUUCCGCGACCCAACCCUCCGUCGCCGCCUGGUGGAAAACCAUUCAGAAAUUCUACAACCCCAAGGUCUCCCUCUCACUCGCUUCCCAAGUCCUCGACGACUCCUACUCCAUGGGCAAAUCUCUCACAACUCAGCAGGUUGCCAAGCUUGCAUCCAAGGGUGGCCAGAAAGAUGCCAUCAACGUGGUUCUCACGGCUGCUGACGUCGCCGUCGACGGGUUCUGCUCCAGCCAGUGCGGCACUCACGGUACUUCGGUGGGCGCUCCUUUGCGCGGGAAGAAACACAAGACCGCUUACAUCUGGGUCGGUAACUCGCAGACUCAGUGUCCUGGUCAAUGCACGUGGCCAUUCCACCAGCCUAUUUAUGGUCCUCAGAACCCACCCCUGGUUGCGCCCAACAACGAUGUGGGACUCGAUGGUAUGGUGAUCAACGUGGCGAGCCUGUUGGCCGGAACCGUCACCAACCCCUUUGGCAAUGGUUUUUUUCAGGGACCAAAAGAGGCGCCACUGGAGGCGGCUUCAGCUUGCACCGGCGUCUAUGGCAAAGGAGCCUACCCAGGCUACGCCGGGAACCUCUUGGUGGACUCAGUCACGGGCGCCAGCUAUAACGCAAAUGGGGUUAAUAGCAGAAAAUAUCUGUUGCCUGCACUUUAUGACCCCACCACCUCUUCUUGUUCUACGCUGGUAUAACACGGGAUGCAUGCUGCAGAAGUUCAGAUUGGUUACCGAUGUUUUCGGCAUUGAGAAAUAUUCUUUGAUUCCUUCAUUCUUUUUCCUGUGACAUGGAAUAAAUAUCUCAUUUACGUAUAAUCAAGACAACUAUAUUUCUAUCUA
Molecule: messenger RNA, 1136 nt
Organism: Neltuma alba
Lineage: Eukaryota; Viridiplantae; Streptophyta; Magnoliopsida; Fabales; Fabaceae
Product: protein EXORDIUM
Exons: 1
Coding region: 75-992 (305 amino acids)
Source: RefSeq, a predicted model, not a curated record